This is a messenger RNA of Myxocyprinus asiaticus (Chinese sucker), 2938 nucleotides long. RefSeq names its product acid-sensing ion channel 4-B-like. Gene Ontology annotation, cellular component: membrane. The transcript has 10 exons. Gene Ontology annotation, biological process: sodium ion transmembrane transport. The coding region runs from base 494 to 2182 and encodes 562 amino acids. NCBI's taxonomy places the organism in Eukaryota, Metazoa, Chordata, Actinopteri, Cypriniformes, Catostomidae. The record is from RefSeq and is a predicted model, not a curated record. Gene Ontology annotation, molecular function: ligand-gated sodium channel activity.
CCUCCUUCCUCUCCUCUCAACAUCUGCACUCUGCAUCUCCAACAGCAGCAUUAGACCACAGCUCAGACCAACGGGAAAAGAAGAAGAGAGUGGAUUCAAAGGAUAGACAAGAAGAAAAGAUAGAUGAGAAAGAGCACCUGAGGAAAAAGUACUGUGUGGAGAUAGGACAGACAGAGUGCUGGGAAAGAGUAGAAAAAGUGUGUAAAGAAAUAGUAUUAAAAGAAUGAAAUAGAAAUGAGAUGAGGAAACUGAUACCAGUUGAAACUGAUAAAAGCAAAAUUUCUUAUAAAUAGGACAGUACACAGCUUGGUCUGAGAGAGAAAAUCAAAGAGAAGAACAGGUUUAAGAAGUGCUCUAUCAAAAUGUUUUAACAGCUCCAGUGUGAUAUAACAGCUGGUGGAAAGGAAAAGAGCGAAGCCUCAGAAAGAGAUCAGCAAGAGAGACCAGAGCAGUCUGUAAAGGGCUCUACACACACACAGCCCUGGCCACCCACAUGCCCAUCGAAUUUGUCUGCAAAAUCAAGUUUGCUGAGGGUGACGAAGACAACGUGGCCCCAACGGAAGCAGACCGGACAGGCGUGCUAGAUGACAGCCUUCAGCGGCAAAGAGGGGGCAUGGCUGAUCUGGCAUCCUUCGCAAGCUCCUCCUCAUUACAUGGUCUGGCUCGGGUGUUGGGGACCUCGGGUUCAGGGCGCAUGGGUUUGAGACAGACCCUCUGGGCACUGGCCCUGUUGGCAUCUCUCAGUCUCUUCCUGUACCAAGCAACAUGGAGCACGGCAACCUAUCUAGAGCACCACCAUCUGACGACAGUGAGGGAAGAGACCCGCCGUGAGCUCACCUUCCCAGCCGUCACGCUCUGUAAUGUCAACCGAUUCCGCUUCUCUGCCCUCACUGAUGCGGACAUCUACCACUUGGCUAACCUCACCGGCCUGCCACCCAAGAGCCGUAAAGGACACCGGCCAAGUGAGCUCCAGUACCCACCCCCUGACAUGCUAGACAUUUUCCAGCGGACUGGCCACCAGCUGGAGGAUAUGCUGAAAAGCUGCAACUUCAGCGGGCAGAACUGCUCAACCGAAGACUUCAGCGUGGUUUAUACGCGGUAUGGAAAAUGUUACACAUUUAAUGGCAAUAAGACUUCACCCAAGCGAGUAAGGCAGGGCGGCACAGGAAACGGUCUGGAAUUGAUGCUGGAUAUUGAACAAGAUGAAUAUCUGCCAAUUUGGAGAGAAACCAAUGAGACGACUCUGGAGGCAGGUAUUCGUGUUCAGAUCCAUAGUCAGGAUGAACCUCCGUACAUCCACCAGCUGGGCUUUGGGGUCUCUCCGGGAUUCCAGACAUUUGUUUCCUGUCAGGAACAGAGGCUAACGUACCUGCCACAGCCGUGGGGAAACUGUCGGACUUCGUCUGAGCCUGUGAUCCCAGGAUAUGACACCUACAGCAUCAGCGCUUGCAGACUGCACUGUGAGAGCACACAGGUGCAGAGAGAGUGUAACUGCAGGAUGGUGCACAUGCCAGGUGAUGCUGAUUUCUGCACACCCAGUAAAAUCAAGUGUGUUGACAAAGCAUUAGCUUUACUACAGAAGAGCACAGGUGACUUAUGUCCCUGUGAGACACCAUGUAAUAUGACUCGGUAUGGAAAAGAGCUCUCUAUGGUCAAAAUCCCCAGCAGGGGCUCUGCUCGAUACCUUUCUCGCAAAUACCAGAAAUCUGAGGAAUACAUCAGAGACAACUUUCUCAUAUUGGAUAUUUUCUUUGAGGCCCUUAACUAUGAGACAAUAGAACAGAAGAAAGCGUACGACAUUGCUGGACUGUUAGGAGACAUCGGUGGACAAAUGGGGCUCUUCAUUGGAGCCAGUAUCCUUACUAUACUGGAAAUAUUUGACUAUAUCUAUGAGGUGGUUAAAUACAAAAUCAAGCGACUACUGAAACCAAAUAAAAGCCAGAAACAUCAGAACCAACGGAACUUGAUCCAAGAGCAGAUCCAGAGAACAAAGAACCUUCGAGAACAGAACCUGAGAGCUCAGCUGGCUGCUGGAACUAUAGCUACAGUCAGAUUUGAAGAUGUCAAAGUUAAGGCAGCUAAUGAUAUAAAAAUGGCUCAACCACACAGUGCACAUCCAACUUCAAUACUACCAAACCAUCAUAACGCACAACCAGUCGUACAGCAGGACUUUGCUUGCUAAGGGAUUCAUCUUCCUCUAUGCAUCUAUUUUUAUUGUAUUUUUUUCAAAUCACUGAACUUGAAAUUGGGAUCCUAAAUUGGACCUCAUACACCUAAAAUAUACAUCAUUUUAUUUACUUUGUUCACUAAUAAAAGCUACAGCCAAAGUCUAAUCCAGGACCUCAUGUGAAACCAGUUCAAACCAGUCACACCAUAUCAGUGGAAACUGUUUUCAUUGUUUCAUGUCUGUACCAGAGGAAAAAAACACACAAUGUGUUUUUCAUAUGCACAUUUGUUGUUUUUUAUGAUGACAUUGUUUUUUGUUUUUUUGUUUUUGUCUGGAUGGACCUACUAUGGACUUUGAGAGAUCAAGAAGAAAACACUUCACCGCACAAAUCUAAUUAAAACUUUCCCUUUUCAAUGACGUUCAAAUAGCAACUGAAUGAAAGUUGUUAGGAUCAACAGAGAGUUGAAGCAAAUGCUCUCCAGUGCAGUAAAAGUUGGUUUCUCCCUGUGGUAAUGUGCAGUGCUUUCACCAUUUCACCUUUUUACAUUUCUUAAGAACGUAAUGAGACUUCUCUGUAGGAGAACAGCUAAAAUAUGCCACUCGUCUCUCUGUGAGUAGGUGUUAUGUUCUGUUCAGUCUUAUGUAACUUUUCAGUUGUGCUGUAGUCCUUAAAACAGAGCAGUCUGUCUUAAGGUUUGAAAUGUGAAAAAAAAAAAACACACUAGAGCUGUUCACUGAAAAACAGCUCUAGUAAAAAUUACAAAGGAAAUA